AUGCAAGCUCCGACGCCGGGACCCGGCACCGCCGGCGACGAUGUUAUAUCAUCUGUCCGGAAAAAAAUAGAGAAAGAGAGAAUGCUAAUAACCGCUGCACGCUCUAUGCGACAGUCUACUGACAAUGCUAGCGUACAACAACGUCUUGACUCUAGCAUUCGGGAGUCACAAUCGAAUAUCAAUUAUCUCGAGGGUGUCAUCCGGGACUUGCAGAAUAAGCGGAUGCAAAAUAUAUCCGCUGGAAUAGACAACAUAUCCCUCAAUUCAACUAAUGCCUACUCCGAGAGCCCUCCUACUCCACCGCCUAAAAAUCAAAGGGAUUCCUCUCACGAGCCUGACCCGGUGUAUAAUGCAGCACCCGGAGGCGGCCCGAGGCCCCCCUUUGCACAACCCGGUCCAGGCCUCCAUAAAAGCAGACCGACGUACUCGAAACUCGACCUUAUCAAAUAUGAUUCACCUCAUCUCGGCCCGCGCAUUACAUUGAUGUUAUCCCAGUUGGAAUUCAAACUGAGCGUAGAGAAACAGUACAAGGAAGGGAUUGAGAAAAUGGCCAAGCUCUACCAGAUGGAAGGGGACCGCCGUAGUCGAGCUGAUGCGGAUUCAAAACGAGUCGAAAGCAAUCAAAAAAUACAUCUUUUAAAACAGGCUCUUAAGCGCUAUGAGGACCUCCAUGUUGACGUGGAAGGUGAUGCCCAAGGAGACGACGACAGCAUAAAUGCGCCAAAUAUUCGACGACCCUUGACCGGGAGGCUACACAUCAAGAUUUUAGCAGUCAAAGACGUUGACCAUGCGGCUACGUCGCGUUUUGGAAGGGCCCCAGAAACCUUCGUUACUGUCAAAGUCGAGGACGUGAUCCGGGCCAAAACGAAGCCGUCGAGAAACGAGCGUUGGGUCGACGAAUCAAAUGAAAUCGACGUUGACAAGGCAAACGAAAUCGAAAUAACCGUUUAUGACAGAUCUGGAGACCACCAUCUACCAAUUGGCAUGAUGUGGAUUCGCCUGUCUGACAUCGUUGAAGAGCUCAGGCGGAAACGUAUUGAGCAGGAUAUUUCAGCUACUGGCUGGGUUAGCGCUGAAAACAUGGAAGCUUCAAGCCACGGGAACUAUUCAACCCCAUUAAGUACACCGCAAUCCACAGCCUCAUCAGGGGCACCACAUACUGCUACACCUGGGAACAUACCACACGACCCCGAGGAACCAAAGCCGGUUUUUAUCGACGCAUGGUUCGUUCUUGAGCCCGUUGGACAGAUUCAGCUCCAGCUCAGUUUCGUUAAAUAUAAUAAAAAUAAGCGACCCUUUGAUGUCGGACUGAACCGGAAGGGGGCUGUAAGGAAGCAAAAAGAAGAAGUUCACGAAACAUACGGCCACAAAUUCGUCCAGCAACAAUUCUACAAUAUUAUGAGAUGCGCUCUUUGUGGGGACUUUCUCAAGUAUAGUGUCGGUUACCAAUGCGAAGAUUGCAAGUACACCUGCCAUAAAAAAUGUUACCCGAAGGUUGUGACGAAAUGCAUCUCUAAAUCGAAUGCCGAAACGGAUCCCGAGGAAGAAAAAUUGAAUCACCGAAUCCCCCACAGGUUUGAACCCACGACCAACUUCGGUGCGAAUUGGUGUUGUCAUUGUGGCUACAUGCUCCCCGUGGGCAAAAAGAAUGCUAGGAAAUGUACAGAAUGCCAACUCACCUGUCAUGCACAAUGCGCCCAUCUGGUGCCCGACUUUUGUGGGAUGUCGAUGGAGGUCGCGAAUCGCAUUCUGAGCGAGAUUGGGAAAACGAAGCGCAAUGGCGUGUCGGGGCCAGGACACAUGGCAGACAGAACUCUAAGGACUAGCCAAGUUCCACUUGUCUCCCCUCGACCUGCGUCUGUUGGCAGCGAGACGCUCGUUGAUUCGAUAUCUCCGGAAAAUCGAGUUACACCAAUACAGACACAGGCUGGGCAAUCUCCGACAUUGUCAGUUUCGAGCCAGCCAGCUGUAUUUGACCCCUCUGGCCACGACGGCAAAGGUGCUUACAACGCCGCCGCCAAGGCUUAUGGGCCGUAUAGUCCGAUACCUCCGCCCCCACCUCCGCCCCCACCUCAGUCUAGGCCGCAGUCUACUUCAAUAGCUGCAGCUGCAGCCGCUGCAGCCCUUGGUGGAAGGCCCAACACCACCGGACGACAGGAACCAGGCUAUCGCCCAGUAAGCCAAGUCCCGUAUAACCCAUCGACCAUGCCGAAUUCGACCCCCGUUUAUCAACCGGCGCAGGCUACGGUGAAUCCUCUUGACCAACAGCGGAUGUCUAUUGGGUAUAUCCCCCCCUCCCCCACCCCCACCCCCGCAAGCCAACCCGUCGACCCCGAUCCAAACAUCUAUACAACAAUAUCCUCCAAUUGGAAUCGCGGCGCAGAAUAA
Molecule: messenger RNA, 2388 nt
Organism: Orbilia oligospora ATCC 24927
Lineage: Eukaryota; Fungi; Ascomycota; Orbiliomycetes; Orbiliales; Orbiliaceae
Exons: 5
Coding region: 1-2388 (795 amino acids)
Biological process (GO): signal transduction; protein phosphorylation; fungal-type cell wall biogenesis
Molecular function (GO): ATP binding; diacylglycerol-dependent serine/threonine kinase activity
Source: RefSeq, a predicted model, not a curated record